Molecule: messenger RNA, 4750 nt
Organism: Leucoraja erinaceus (little skate)
Lineage: Eukaryota; Metazoa; Chordata; Chondrichthyes; Rajiformes; Rajidae
Product: protein QNR-71-like
Exons: 11
Coding region: 925-2916 (663 amino acids)
Biological process (GO): cell adhesion
Molecular function (GO): integrin binding
Source: RefSeq, a predicted model, not a curated record
UUUCAAAUUGAAAAUUUAAACAUGGAAUUUAAACAUGGAAUAUUUGCAAUAAUCAUCACCUGUGGUGAGAGAAACAGAAUGAACCUUUCAGAUUCAAUGCCCUUUCAUCAGAACUAAGAACUGUUAAAAAAUCAACGAAUUUCGUUGUAAAGAUGGGGUGGGGUGGGGUGGAGAGAACAAUGACAAUGUCUGUGAUGGAACGAAGAACACGAAAGAUUGAAGGAUGGAGAGUGGUGAAAGCUUGGAUGACCUUUCUGACUUCAGAGUGAAGAAAGGUCCCGACGUGAAACGUCGCCUGUCCAUAUCCCUCACCAGAUGCUGCCUGGCCCUCUAAGUUCUCGCAGCAGUUUUGUGUUUUGCUCAAGAUUCCACCACCUGCAGUUCCUUGUAUUUCCAGUUUGAACGAUCUAAAGUUCCCAAAUCUCUUCCCACGUGAAGCAACAACUUACCUGCAAGUUUCUUUAUCCCAGUUUGUCAGAUGCCCUACUUACGUUUCUGUGAUUUAUUUUACUUGUUUUCAGACAAAACUGAAAACCUUUUCGGAAUCAUUAUUGUUUGUGUUUUUUAAUGGAGAUCUAGCUCUGUUACUGUGCAAAUUUUCGAUCCGUGCAUUCUGGUAUAAUCUCAUGUCCCUGGGUCAUAAGUAUAUAGUUUCCCUCAAGUCGUUAACCGAUUGCCGCCCACCACCAUGGUGAUGAUUCAGCCGCAUGAGGUGAAUGAUUUGGGGAGAUCUGACCGCUGUUUUUCAUGGGCAGUCAUGGUUUUUUUAAAAUUAAACUAAUCACAUGAUUGGAAAGGGCUGAUGAGGGGUGGGGUUGCACCAGGAAUGUAGUUACAGUGGUUACUGUCGAUUUCUGCAGUGUACACGCCAGUAUCUCUGCGCGGAGUCCAGUGAAGGUGUUAAUCUCCGGACCUCAAAUCGCCAUGAAGAGUUACUUCUUAAUUCUGUUUGGAUUCAUUUUCCUAGUCGCGGUCAUCGAACCAGCUGCGAGCAAGCGUUUCCGAGAUAUAUUCACUCAUAGCAGUAAGUUAUCGUCCUCACGGCGUCCUGGCCAACUUGCUGGAUGGCGCUCCAACCAAAUUGCCUGGAAUGAGCAACUCUACCCGUACUGGGAAAAGAAUGAUGUCCGAUGGAAAAGCUGCUGGAAAGGAGGAAAGGUUGUAGCCCACCUGGGGAAUGAUGGGCCCACUCUGGUCAGAUCAAAUGUGACCUUCAGUCUGGUUCUGAAACUACCAAGCUGUCAAAAGGAAGAUGAUAGUGGUGAUAUUGUUUAUGAUUUAAAUUGUAAAAAUGUAUCAUCAUUCUUUCGGGGUCAAUAUGUGUACAACUGGACCUCCUGGAUUGCAGACUAUGAUUGGUUUAACUGCACCAAGUUUUUUAAAUGUGAUGUCUUCCCAGAUGGUCAAUUGUUUCCCAAACAAUUGGACAGAAAACGUAGAAACUUUGUUUAUAUUUGGCACACACAAGGCCAAUAUUAUCAAAGUACUGGGGGUACCAGUAUGACUCUUUCAAUCAAUACCACCAACAUGAUCCUUGGUGACCAUAUGAUGGAAGUGUCUGUCUAUCGAAGAGAUCAUCACAGACGUAAAUACAUUCCCAUUGCAACAGCAAGUGACCCAUACACUGUUACAGAUCGCCUUCCAAUUUAUGUGCAGAUUUCACAAAAAGACAAGCGUACUACCACUGAUAAUGUUUACAUUAAGGAUUUAAAUGUCAUCUUUGAUGUUAAAAUCAAUGAUCCCAGCAAUUAUUUGAAAAAUGCUGCCAUCUCCUACAGUUGGAAGUUUGGUGAUGGGCCUGAAACAUUAUCCAAAAACCCAACAGUUAUUCACAACUAUACUAAGACAGGGCAUUUCAACCCCAAGUUGAUUGUCAAAGCAAUCAUCCCUGUUCCCUGCAAUUCUAUACCAACUACACCGAGUCCCUUCACUGAAUCAACAACCAGAACUGAACAGACCUCCACAACUGAAUCAACUACUGCAAUUAUGCCAACUACUACACCUAAACUGCCCACUACAACCAAAACAAUCACUACCACAACUCAACCAACCACAACAAAAUUUACAACCAUGACCGAACUGUCCACUACCCCUGAAACAACCACUAUAAUAAAAUUGACCACCACAAAUGAACCAUCGUCUACACCUGAACUGACCACCACAACUGAAUCGAGCACCACUGCUGAAUGGAGCUCUGCAACUACUUUGAGCCCUGCUACUAGUCCCACAAAUGGUUCCUCAACAACCAAUGGUACAAACAGUCCACUGCAGCUGGUGAAAAGAGAGGCUUCUUCUUUUGGCUGUAACCUCUACAGAUAUGGCUCCUUUGAAACAAAUUGUUCUUUGUUAGAUGGAAUUGGUGCAGACAGCAUUGCUGGGAUGACCAACAUUCAAAUCUCUACAGACUUUCAACAGAACUCCGUGAUGGAUUUUGUGGUCACUUGUAAGGGCAGUAUACCUACUGAUGUCUGCACUAUGAUUGCGGAUCCUACCUGCAUGGUGCCGAAGAGCAUCAUUUGUGAUCCUGUGGUGGCUGCUGACACUUGCAACCUGACCUUUCGCAGAAGCUUCAAUGCAUCUGGUAUCUAUUGUGUGAACAUCACAUUGAAGGAUAGUACCAGUUUAGCUGUUGUUAGUACCCUUGUAUCCAUUGGAGAUUCCAGCAGGAUUGGUACAGGUAUGCAAGGUGUCUUAAUAUUUGGCACUUGCGUAUUGGUUCUUAUUAUUGGUGUGGCCAGUUUCCUUUACAAGCGUUACAAAGAAUAUACACAGAUUGGUCAACAAGUUAAGAGCAGAAGUAAACAACUGGUGGUGAACAGUAGCAAUGCUAGUGUGCACUUCAGUACACAGAAUACCACGCUCUUCUUUGUGAAUGAUGAGAAGAGCCCACUAUUGAAAAAAACUGCAUUAGUCUAGUCAUCGGUUGAUUUAAGAUGGAUGCUUCACAAUAAUCUGCUUUGUGUUUGGUUAUUCAUAUUGCUUAAGCAACAUUUGAAUAUAUUAACAUUGUAUUGCAUUACUAUCUCCUCCUUAAGAGUAGAUGCUUGAAAUCCAAUUGUCUGCCUGCUUCCACUGCCUAAAGGUAGACAACUAUCUGCAUUUACAAAUUUUUGAUCAAUGUUCAACUUUUUAUUUUGACUGUAUUUUUCUCUUAUUUUUCUCUUUAAGAAAUAGUAAAAUUUACUCCAUUCUGCCACAAAGUAAGAUUUUACUUAGUAACAUAGUUGGUAAAAUGACAGUUCUGUUUUAUUAGUUAUAAUUGUUAGAAAUGGAUUGCAAUUUUUAUCCACGAGUAUUAGCUCUACUCAAUAACAAAAAAUCUGUAGCCUCCCUUUGAUCUGGUAUUUUGUUGGUUCACAUGCUUGAUCAAUGGUGUUUUAUCAUGAAUGUUUUAUUAUUAUUAAUGGUUAGUGUUGAUUGAGUCAUUCGUAACUGUCACCAUGUCAUGUUGUUACUUGUGGGCGGAGCACCAAGGCAAAUUCCUUGUAUGUGAAUACUUGGCCAAUAAACUUAUUUGCUUACUUACUUACAAUUACCAAAUUUCCAAUGACACCACAAUAUUUCUUGUGUUCAAUACCCAUAAACAAGAAAUGUUUUGAAAAGUUCUUCUGCUGAAUCAACAGAUUUCUUUCUAACCGUUUGUAUAUAAGGCUACCUUCCUUCACAAUGAAAUGCCUGGUAAACUAACAAUGUUUACAUCUUUCAGGCUGCUGUUCAAAUAUUUUGCAGCGGAUAAUGGCAAAUAUACAAAUGUAAGAAUAAAUAGUUAAAAAAUCCUUGGAGUGGUUUUGUCUUGUACUAGAUUGCAGAGUGGGAAGAAGACUACAAAUAUGGCCAUGGAAGUCAGAAACAGUCAACAUUCUGACUGAUUUCUGUCCUUGGGGAAAAAUUCAAAUGGUGAGAUGCUUUGGAGAGGUAAGUCCUUAAUCUUCUGCCUGCCUCCGUCAUUACACCUACAAGGAGUUGGGAUAUUCCAAUGUACCCUGGAAUUUCUUCAUAGUAGUGAAAUACUACUAGUGAGACCACAGCUGGAGUAUUGUGUGCAGUUUUGGUCCUCUAAUUUAAGGAAGGACUGUCAUAUGCUGAGAGAAUGGAGCGGUUGGGCUUGUAUACUCUGGAGUUUAGAAGGAUACCACAAAUAAUGAAAGGUCUGGAUAGUGGAUUUGGAGGAUGCUCCCACCAAUGGGAGAGUCUAGGACCAGUCAUAGCUUCACAAUUAAAGGGCAUUCAUUUUUAAAUCUCACUUUGUCAUGAAUUUAUAUGAAAAAUGGAAGGAAUUUCAUGUUUAAUUCCCAUAAAUUAAUCCAGAAACAUCCUCUCUCAAGAUAAUCAAAAUCAUUAUUUUUUGCACAAUACAUCUGACUAAAACUAUACUGUGGAUAUUUAGUAUGAAAAUAUUUGUCAUGGAUAGACAAUAACACAAAAUAUAGAUGAUUUGGAUGUUAUGACAUGAUUGUGCAAAAAAAUAAUGAAUUUGAUCAUCUUGAGUGGAUGUUUCUGGAAAGCGAUCAAUUGGAAUGUUGCCAUUGCCAUAAAUGUUAAGCCCAUAUCAACAGGCAAGACAUGGCUUAUUCGUAUAGGGCCAAAAUAACAUUUUCGCUUCAUAAGAUUAGAACGAAGCCACACCAAAAAGCAAGAUAAUAUGUUAAAUAAACAACAUACCUUUUGUUUUAUCCUGAUAUUGCGAUCCGUGAUGUUGAAGGCGAUGGAGGCGUUAAAUUUCGUUGUACAUGGUUCAUGUUACAAUGAC